AGGAACAAGAAAGUUAUUGAUUAUUCUCAGUUUGGGGAUUUGGAAGAUGAUGAUGAAGACUUUGCACCUUCAAGCAAAAAAUCCAGAACACAGCUCAAGGAAUCAAAGAAAGAGAAAAAAGAGAAGCAAAAAAAGCCACCCAAAGAAGUGACUCCAUCCCAGGCACAGACACUUAGUAAAAGGUUAUCCUUGGAUGACAAACUUUAUAAAAGAGAUUUGGAAGUUGCCUUAGCCUUAUCCAUCAAAGAAAAACCUGCAAACCUUCAAGAGGUGCAAGAUUCAGAAGARCAAGGUAAGAAUGUUAAAUCAGAAAACAGACAGAGGCAACCCCCUUUUUCCAAUUGCAGUGUAGACAGCGAACUUCUAGGUCUCAAUCAGGUUAUGGAUGAUGAUGCACCUGAGGGUGAUGGGAGGCAAAGGACAGCAGCCUCCCAACAAAGCAUAGCAGCCUCCCAACAAAGGACAGCAGCCUCCCAACAAAGGACAGCAGCCUCCCAACAAAGGACAGCAGCCUCCCAAGUUCCAGCACAUCACAAGUCAUUGAUGGUCAAUGGUGAUGACAAAGACCAUGAUCCUGACUCUGAGCCAGAGUCUGUACCCAUAUCACCUGUGGUUUCCCCAUCCUGGAUGACAGAACAAAACUCUGAGCCAAGGCAGAAGGUGAUGUCCAGUUCCCCUGAAGCAGCUGAGAGGCCUCUGCAUGCAUCAAGUCCUGUCACAGACAAAAAGCUGAAAUGGACCCCACCAGCACCAUCAGGAAGCAGUAAUGCCUCUGUGAARUGUGUUCCUGUUAAGUCACCUACUCACUGCCUUAGACUUGGCCUCUCCAGACUGGCAAGAGUCAAACCACUCCAUCCCAGUGCUCCCAGCAGUUAAAUGGUCAGUGACAAAGUGCCACACAGAGGAAAAGACUGGGGAAAGGGUUUUGCUGAUAAACACUGGGUGGGCAGCAUCCUGGCAUCAUCCAUUUUGGAGCGUUCUUGUUAUGGAUGUGUCUGAUGUUAGGAUGAGUUUUUAUCUGCACAUUGCUAGGCAUCCUUAAGUGCUUACUGAAUAAUAGCAUUAUUUAAUCAAAGUGAUUAAAUCUGGGCCAYCAGCUUUUUGAUAUAUUCAGAGGUKUUGGUCUGUGAUAAUUUUAAUUCUCAAAUACGUAAAUUCUCGGCAUUAAAAUAGUCUAGACAGCAGUAUGGCAGUAUGGGUGAUAGUGAAAUGUUUUUUAGAAUGUUGUAUUUAAAAAAAAAACGA
This is a messenger RNA of Malurus melanocephalus (red-backed fairy wren), 1245 nucleotides long. RefSeq names its product RAD51 associated protein 1 (gene RAD51AP1). The transcript is spliced from 7 exons. NCBI's taxonomy places the organism in Eukaryota, Metazoa, Chordata, Aves, Passeriformes, Maluridae. Gene Ontology annotation, molecular function: double-stranded DNA binding; single-stranded DNA binding. The annotation marks the transcript as partial. The record is from RefSeq and is a predicted model, not a curated record. Gene Ontology annotation, biological process: interstrand cross-link repair; double-strand break repair via homologous recombination.